AGCAAAUUGAAAUAUCUUUCGUCCCUGAUUCAAUUGUUCCUAUUUUUCUCUAUUAGUAUUUAUUAAAUCUGCUUUAUGAAAUUUCCAAAUUAUACAUCAAAACUCAGGUUUGCAAGAGAUUUUUAUUUAUGUGAAUAUCGAAGAAUAAGAUUGACUACUUAAAGAUACAUAUUCAAGCAAAAUAUAUUAUAGUUGAGCGAUAAAACAGGUUUUUAAUUAUUUUCGGUGGUUUCAAUAUAGCACUUGUUUUAUUUUAGAGAAGCAAUUUCUUUUUCAUCGAUUUCUUUACAAAUAACAUUUUUAUAGAGGUUAUUCUUUCUUCAGAAAUGUAUAAACAACUUGGAAUAUUCCUGACAACCGUCCUUUUGUACUUUUACUUUGUCAGAUUGGACCCAACGAAUAAUGAUUAUCCAAAGGAGGAAUUGAAAACUGUCAUCUUUAAAAUUCUUCCUAUUCUUUCUUUAAUUUACAUGGUAUUUUCAACUAGACAAUUCAGAAAGGUCAAGAAGCUACCUUUUGAUUAUCAAAAUUUAAUUUUGAUGGGAUUAAUCUUCUCGCUGAUGGGUGACAUUUGCCUCGUCUGGCGUAUAAAAUUAUUUAUCCCAGGUAUCUGUUUGUUUGCGAUUGGUCAUUUGUUUUACAUUGGGGCCCAAGGUUGGAAACCAAAAGGGUAUAUUAUUGGGCUUGUUCUUUCUCUUGGACUAUUCAUCAUGGGAUCUUUUGUAAUCAGCUAUAUGAAAGCCCCAGCUGAGCAAGUUGCGACUUCAGGUUACAUGGUUCUUAUAUUUGUGCACUUCUGGAGGGCGGCCAUAAGGACCGUUUACUUUCCCUCAGGGGCAGCGAAUUUGGUUCUGCUUGGAAUAACUGUGUUUGUUAUUUCGGAUUACCUUAUCGUUUUCGAUCAAUUCGUCUGGAAAGUUGAGAAUGCGUCAUUAUACAUAAUGAUUACGUACUACUUGUCUCAAUUAUGCAUCGCUUGUUCAGCAUAUGGCGAUAAUUCUCAUACUCACGGAAAGACGAGAAGUCACACAAGAAAAGUCCGAUAA
Molecule: messenger RNA, 1046 nt
Organism: Dimorphilus gyrociliatus
Lineage: Eukaryota; Metazoa; Annelida; Polychaeta; Dinophilidae
Source: the annotation of a GenBank genome assembly